UAGGCAACCAUAUUGGAUAUGUUGCUGGAUUGACCCGCUAUGAGAAUAAUAUAUGGGUUUGAGUUAAAGUGUUAAUAUUAUUCUCAUGCGACCAUUAGUAUAACUAUCCUUUGACUUGAAGUCAUUACAUUCUUUGAUGUCUAAUAACAACCAUAAUCUCACUCUUCGCUCGAUCCUCGACAAAGAUAAGUUGACCGGCUCUAACUUCUUAGACUGGCAAAGAAACUUCGUUAUCGUUCUUCGACUCGAGAAGAAAGAAUAUGUGCUUGAACGAGCCAUCCCACCUGUCCCAGCCGCCAAUGCUUCUAGAGCAAUCAAGGAUACUUAUGAGAAGCAUGUUGAUGAUGACAAUCAAGUGGCAUGUCUCAUGUUGGCUACGAUGACUUCUGACCUUCAGAAACAUCAUGAGAGUAUGAAGGCGUACGAUAUGAUCAUACACCUAAGACAGCUCUACCAAGGACAAGCUAGACACGAGAGAUUUCAAAUCUCCAAAGCUCUCUUUAGUUGCAAGUUGUCAGUUGGAAACCCCGUUGGUCCGCAUGUUCUCAAGAUGAUUGGCUACGUCCAAACUCUUGAGAAAUUGGGUUUCGAACUAAGGACUGAACUUGCAACUGAUCUGAUUCUGCAAUCGUUGCCAGAAUUGUACAAGCAGUUUGUGGUUAAUUACGAGAUGCAUGAACUCGAUAAACCACUUCCAGAACUUUUGAAGAUGCUGCAAACUGCUGAAUAGAGCUUGACGAAAGGAAAGGGGAAUUCUGUCCUUCUGGUUCAAGGAGGAAAAGGGAAGAAGAAGUUCAAGAAAGCAAAGAAGAAUGG
This is a messenger RNA of Cuscuta campestris, 816 nucleotides long. The record is from the annotation of a GenBank genome assembly. NCBI's taxonomy places the organism in Eukaryota, Viridiplantae, Streptophyta, Magnoliopsida, Solanales, Convolvulaceae.